This is a messenger RNA of Gossypium raimondii (Peruvian cotton), 1268 nucleotides long. Its product is annotated as MADS-box protein SVP. Gene Ontology annotation, biological process: positive regulation of transcription by RNA polymerase II. Gene Ontology annotation, molecular function: RNA polymerase II cis-regulatory region sequence-specific DNA binding; DNA-binding transcription factor activity, RNA polymerase II-specific; protein dimerization activity. The record is from RefSeq and is a predicted model, not a curated record. NCBI's taxonomy places the organism in Eukaryota, Viridiplantae, Streptophyta, Magnoliopsida, Malvales, Malvaceae. The coding region runs from base 342 to 989 and encodes 215 amino acids. The transcript is spliced from 9 exons. Gene Ontology annotation, cellular component: nucleus.
UAUCUUUACUUCUUUUGCUUCUGUUUUCUUUGCCUUUCUUUUCUUUUCCCAUAUUGUCUCUCUCUGGAAACAAUUGGUGGCUUUUGUCUGUGACCCUUUAUGUUUAGUGUCGCCACUCAUAAAAGGCAGAUAUAUAGGUGAAACCCAGAAAAAUUCUGCCCAAUCCCACUUGUUCUUUGCUUCCAUUUUCAUUGCUAAAUGAGCUUGGAUUGUACACACACAUAUGUUAAUUUAAAGAUCAAAUUGGAGGGGAUUUUGUAGAGAUCCUUUUUAACUAAAUAUCUCACUUCGGGUUCGAAUUUGUUCGAAGGGUUUCGAUAAAUUCGAACCCAGGAAGCGAAAUGACGAGGCAGAAGAUUCAGAUCAAGAAGAUCGACAACACGGCGGCUAGGCAGGUGACUUUCUCCAAGAGGAGAAGAGGGCUUUUCAAGAAAGCUUAUGAGCUUUCAACUCUAUGUGAUGCUGAGAUAGCUCUCUUAGUGUUUUCAAAUACUGGGAAGCUCUUUGAAUACUCCAGUACCAGUACAAGGCAGGUGAUUGAAAGGAGAAAUCUGCAGUCAGAAAGAAUCGAUCUAUUGGAUCCUAUUUCAACCCUUGAGCUUCAGCUUCAAAGUAGCACAUGUGCCAAGUUGGGAACGGAAAUAGCAGAAAAGACCAAAGAGCUGAGACAGCUGAGAGGAGAGGAGCUUCAAGGGUUAGAUCUUGAAGAAUUAAAACAUCUAGAGAAAUUACUUGAAGGAGGCCUCAACCGGGUCACCCAAACAAAGGAUGAACUAUUUUUCAAAGAAAUCAGCAUCCUCAAAAGGAAGGAAGUAGAACUGAUGGAAGAAAACCAGCAAUUGAAAGAGAAAAUGGGGAAUUCACCUCAUGUGGUCCAACCAACUGUGGCUCAGCAAGGCCUAGGCCAGCCAUCAGACUGCAACGGCCAUGCAUGGAGAAGCUAUAGCUCUGACAUUUCUCUUAGACUGGGGUUACCUUACCCUAACUGACUGUUGAAACUUGAAAGGAUGGAGGGGAUGGUGUCAAAAAGUCAUCAUCAUCAUCAUCAUGCACGAUCUUAUUAUCUUCAAUGGCGUGUGUGUAUCAGUAAAUAUAGAAUGUGGCUGGUGUAUAUGCAUGUAUGAGUAUGUAUUUAUAACCAAUUUAUGGCAGCUAAUAAAGUUUGCUCAUCAUGAGUUGGUAAUUUGUUUCCGGAAAACCUACAUUACAAUAAAUUCGGUGUCUAAUUCAUGUGACGAGAGCCCAUUUUGUGGUCUAAAUUUGCAUCA